Messenger RNA from Medicago truncatula (barrel medic), 1188 nucleotides. Its product is annotated as protein FLC EXPRESSOR. The transcript is spliced from 5 exons. Lineage: Eukaryota; Viridiplantae; Streptophyta; Magnoliopsida; Fabales; Fabaceae. The coding region runs from base 121 to 963 and encodes 280 amino acids. The record is from RefSeq and is a predicted model, not a curated record.
AAAUUAUGUAAACCAUUUGAAUUGAAAGGGAAUGAAAUAACGAAAUUUCUCCGUAGCAGUGAAGCCUGAAACCAGAGUCACUCCUCUAAUCCAUUCUUCCCCGUCCGUGUAAAACUACAAAUGGCAGGACGCAAACAUCACCACCACCAUAAUCUUCACUCUUCUCUCUCCCGCCGCGACGAGCCACGUCUCUCUCAUUCCUCCUCCUCCUCCACCUCAACCACCGCCCUCGAAGACCGCAUCACCACCCGCCACCGCGAAAUCCAAACCCUCCUCCACGACAACCAACGUCUCGCCACAACUCACCUCGCCUUAAAACAAGACCUCACCGCCACUCAACAAGAGCUUCGUCAGCUCUCCGCCGCUGCCGCCGAUGUCAAAGCCGAACGAGACGCCGAGGUCCGUCGGAUCUACGAGAAAUCGCUUAAGAUGGAUGCUGAGGUACGUGCCGUUGCGGCGAUGAAGUCUGAUCUUGAUCAGGUAAGGGCUGAUGUAAGGGAACUUGCGGAGGUAAGGAAGGAGCUUGUGGAACAUUUGCAGAGUGUUCAGAGUGAGCUUGCUUUGGCAAGGGAAGAUUUGAAGCCAUUGCCGAUUAUUAAAGUUGAUAUUGAAGCUUUGCGCCAUGAGAUUCAACGAGGAAGGAGUGCUAUUGAAUUUGAGAAGAAGACACAUGCCAAUAACCUUGAGCACAACCGGGUAAUGGACACCAAUAUGAUCAUCAUGACCCGUGAGGUUGAAAAAUUACGUGCUGAGCUGGCUAAUGCAGAAAAGAGGGCAAGGGCUGCAAUGGUUGCUGCUGCAAUUCCAAGUCCUGGAUAUCAUGCAAACAAUCCUGAAAUGGGGUUUGGUGGAAUCACAUAUCCUCAAGAUUCUUAUAGCAUGCAUCAGGUGAAGGUAGUAGCAGCAAGUAUGCUCCGUUUCAAGGUUGUCAAACCCGAGAGUCUAGAUCCAAGGUGGGGUUGAGGUUCAUCCACAGUAUGGAUAUGGAGCAACAUUACAUCAUCCUUAUGACCUUCAACAAUCACAAGUGCCAAGAUAGGUUUUCGACUAUGCUUUAAUUUAUGUAAAGUGAAAGGAAAAAAAUGUAACAUUGUAACAUAUUGCGAACAUUUUUCACCCUGAUAUUAUCUAUUCAAUAACUGAUUGCUUACAACUUUGAUGAUAUCUGAAAAUGGUAAAAAUUUGUCA